UUUUUAAAUUACAAUUAUAAAUGAGUAAAAAAUAUAAUUUUACUUAAUAACAAAUAUUGGGACUUAUAUUAUAAAUAUAAGUUUAAAUUUUAUUCUUGAAAAUUAUUACACUAACCGUUACUCUGAACAAUGAUCAAGAUGAUUUACAAGGGAUUCGUAUUAUUAAUCAUAAGCUCGACUGCAUUCACGGCCAGAGAUGACGUCCACGUAAUUGACAGCUAUAUUAGUCCCGAAAUAGAGGCCCACGUGAUCAAAAAAAUGAUGGACUUUGUCGACAAACCCACUAAUGAAUCGUUGGCUGAACUAAUGGUCAAGGAAUUGGACACAAAGUACCCUGAUCAUAUUGGGUGGAUCGGACAGUUUAUGGUGAACGCAACCGCAUCCCAGCUAUAUAUGUCAGUAGAGUUCGAGUCUUAUAUUAAGCUCCAAUAUCGUGAAUAUGUGCUGGGUAUAUACAGACCUAAACCAGUAACACUUAAGCAACUCCUGUUGCUAUCCGACUGA
Molecule: messenger RNA, 504 nt
Organism: Oppiella nova
Lineage: Eukaryota; Metazoa; Arthropoda; Arachnida; Sarcoptiformes; Oppiidae
Source: the annotation of a GenBank genome assembly